Messenger RNA from Lampris incognitus (smalleye Pacific opah), 2121 nucleotides. It is a transcript of the gene thoc1, whose product is annotated as THO complex 1. Gene Ontology annotation, molecular function: protein binding. Gene Ontology annotation, biological process: regulation of DNA-templated transcription elongation; signal transduction; mRNA export from nucleus. Lineage: Eukaryota; Metazoa; Chordata; Actinopteri; Lampriformes; Lampridae. Gene Ontology annotation, cellular component: THO complex part of transcription export complex. The transcript has 21 exons. The record is from RefSeq and is a predicted model, not a curated record. Bases 37 to 2004 code for a protein of 655 amino acids.
UAUUACCUAUAUUCAGGGUCAUAUUGUUGUGCAAAUAUGUCGCUGCCCUUAUAUCAUUUUACCGACGCUAAAGACAAAUUUACGGCUUCGGCCAGACGCGCUCUGGCAGCAAAGACCAGCAAACAUUUGAUAAAUGCUUUCAACCAGAUACCUGGAAAUGAGACGGAAAAGAAAACCACCCUUGACCAAGCUUUGAGAGUGGUCCUCGGGGAGCAGAAUGUUGAACAGAAAACAAGCUGUGAUGACUACUUGUCUCUCAUUGAUCUCAGUAUCGAUGCAGCUACAGAGGGUAUCUGUUCCGCCACAACUCCCUUCCUCUUGCUGGGGGAUAUACUGGACUGCCUUCCUCUUGACCAGUGUGACAAGAUAUUCUCUUUUGUUGAGGAAAACGUCUCCACCUGGAAAUCGAACUCCUUUUACACAGCCGGGAAGAACUACUUAUUGAGGAUGUGUAACGAUCUCUUGAGGAGGCUGUCUAAAUCCCAGAAUACUGUAUUCUGUGGGCGAAUCCAGCUUUUUCUGGCCCGCCUUUUCCCCUUGUCUGAGAAAUCGGGUCUCAAUCUCCAGAGCCAGUUUAACCUAGACAACAUCACGGUAUUCAACAAAAAUGAACAAGAGAGCACUCUUGGACAAAAGCAUACAGAAGAAAAGGAAGAUGGCAUGGAGGUAGAGGAAGGAGAAAUGGGGGAAGAGGACACACCUGCUCCAUGUUCCAUUCCAAUCGACUACAACUUGUACAGAAAGUUCUGGACCCUGCAAGACUACUUCAGAAACCCUGUGCAGUGUUAUGACAAGUUCUCUUGGAUGACGUUUCUCAAGUAUUCAGAUGAGACCCUGGCAGUGUUUAAGAGCUACAAGCUGGAUGACAUGCAGGUAUCAAAGAGGAAGCUGGAGGAGGAGCUGAGAACAUCCGGAGGAGAACAUGUCUACUUUGCCAAGUUCCUCACUAGUGAAAAGCUGAUGGACCUGCAGCUCAGUGACAGCAACUUCCGGCGGCACAUCCUCUUGCAGUACCUCAUCCUCUUCCAGUAUCUGAAGGGCCAAGUCAAAUUCAAAAGCUCCAGUUGCAUUCUGAAUGAUGACCAGACAACGUGGAUCGAAGAGACGACCAAACUGGUCUACCAGCUGCUGAGAGAGAUUCCUCCAGAAGGAGAGAAGUUUGCCACCAUGGUAGAGCAUAUCCUAAACACAGAGGAAAACUGGAACGCUUGGAAGAAUGAGGGAUGUCCAAGUUUUGUUAAAGAGAGGACAUUGGAUGACAAACCCAAGAGGCCAACCAGGAAAAGACAAGCUCCGGAAGAUUUCCUUGGAAAGGGCCCGGACGUCAAGAUCUUCAUGGGAAAUGACGAGCUGACCAGGCUGUGGAACCUGAACUCGGACAACAUGGAGGCCUGCAAGUCAGAAAGCAGGGAAUUCAUGCCAUCCCUGGACGAGUUCUUUGCUGAGGCCAUUGAACAAGCUGACCCAGCUAAUAUGGUAGAGGAGGAGUACAAGGUUGUGCGGAACUCCAACUAUGGCUGGCGUGCUCUGAGGCUGCUGUCUAGAAGGAGUCCCCACUUCUUUCAGCCAACCAACCAGAAGUUCAAGAGCCUGGCUGACUACCUGGACAGCAUGGUUAGCAAAUUGGCCAAAGAGCUGCCGAAGGACAUCCCCUCUGAGGAGAUUAAAACAGGAGAGGAAGAUGACGAUGACAACUCAGACAAUCUUCUUAAAGAGAGCAAUGACAGUCCAAGCAUGCAGAGCAAGCUGGUGACAAACCAGCAGAUGGAUGAGCUAGCAGCCAAACUGGGUUCGCAGUGGAAGACUCUGGCCAGCCAGCUGGAGAUGAAGGCGGCAGAGUUGCGAGAGAUCGAGACAGACAGUGAAGACGUUGACAUGCAGGCCAAACUGCUGCUAGUGGCCUGGCAGGACAGAGAGGGAACUCAGGCUACUGUGGAGAACUUGGUCACAGCCCUCAAUGCAGCAGGAUUCUCCCAGUUUGCCGACAGCCUCAAUGAGGCUUAAUUUAGAUCAUCAGCAACCUUUGUCAUUUUGUAAUUAUACCGAAUCUUUUGUCCCAAAACAAACAUUUUUGUAUGUUGUGAUGUCAUAAAGCGUUACUGUUUUUAUGUAGGAAGUUCA